GCCACAUGAAUGUUUUUAUAUUAUAUUUCUAACAUAGCGGAUUACGGAAAAGCCAAAAACCCGCCAUGGUGGAUAUUUGAUAACACUUCUAGAGAGCAGAGCUCAAUAAAUAGCGCAGAUAUUCUAGGUAAAAAUAGUCUUCAAGAAGAUUCAAGGAAUUCCUAUUACAGAGUGAAGCGCAGUUCUUGCAGGGUCCCGAUAAUGGCAACCACUGCUUGUUUCAUCAUUGUUAGCAGAAAUGAUAUUCCUAUACAUGAAGCUGAAGUUGAAGUAGCUGCUAAAAGGGAGGAUGCUUCUCAGCUGCACCAAUUUAUCUUGCAUGCUGCUCUUGAUGUUGUUCAGGACCUUGCAUGGACUGCUAGUUCUAUGUACUUGAAAUCGGUAGAUAGGUUCCAUGAACUCAUGGUGUCAGUAUAUGUCACUGCUGGUAUUGAGUCCCCAACUUUAAGGAGCAUUUGAUUCAAUUUGCUCAUUUGAUUGUAUGAUUAUACCAUUCUCCUUGCCCUUCCCUUAACACCCUUGCCAUUCACUGGUAGGGGAACAAAAUGAAAGAGUCAAUUAUGGAGAAUUCUUUAACCAUACAACCCAUAUAUUUCUUUACGUGUUUUAGUUUUUUUGUGAUAUCUUCCUUGACUUAUCAUACAUACCGGAUUUAUGUUGCUUCAUGACUUUCAUAAUGAUGAUGUAUUAAGAGUUUCUUUCAAGAUGAGCAUGAGCCUUACAUAAAGGUAAUUUGUGUUUUCUCGCACUCUAGAACAUGUUUCAAAUCUAGCCUUUUCUUACUUUAUUUGUUAAUUGCAAAUGUAGUCUUUUCUUAUUCUACAAUAGAAUGCUUCUCUUGAAAUGGGAUUGUUGUAAAGUUCAUCUUUACCAGUUCUUAAAGCAUGCUUUACUGACUGCAUUAUGAAUUACUGUUGGAAUUUUUUUAUCUGGUUCUAUCUUUGUUAUAUAACCAUGUUCUACGUUUCCCUCCUUAAUUUGCUGAAUUCCAUUCUUAACUUUUUGGAUGAUGAAUUUGCCAUAUUCUACUUUUCAAUAUUUCAGUUGCAUGAAUGCUUAACUAUCUGGUACAUUAUUUUCAACUCAAAUGAUGAAAAAAGCGUUUUAAAUUGUGAAUAGAAGUUUCGCGGAGUCCAUUCUAUUUUUUUUAUUUUUCCUGUGCUAGAAUAUGAUUGGCAACACUCCUAUCAGUUAUAGAAGUUGACAUAAGUAAUUUUAUUUGCAUGGUUUUUGGGAAUUUGCGGACUCUUCUUAAUCCCCUAUACUGGCCUGGCUCCCGGAUCAUGUCAUCACAUUUUGACACAAAAGUCUGUGCCCUUGCUCGCAAGUAUUUGUAGAAACCACUAGCUCCUGAGAAUCAAUGGUUAACAAGUUUCGGAAAGCAUUUUAUUCCUUUCAUGAUUUGGCUGUAGGCUUUGCUUUUGUCCAUAAUGUUGUGUACUCUGGUAAUAGCAGAAGGCUGUAUUUGCUAAUGAAAUAGAGGUGAUAUGCUGGCAAAAAGUUGUUCCAUUGGUAGUGACUAUUUGUAAUAGGGGGGACGAUCCUCUCAGUUGAAAUUCCGUGAUGGUUUCUCAUUUGUAUCUAUCUCUCUUCAUAUGUAUAAUGUUUUAAAUAAGUGUUAAAUAAGUGAAACCAUGUGAAUGUUUAUUAAGAGAGAGAUAGACUCAAACUUUAACAUGAGAAAAUAUGAGGGAAAUUCACAUGAGAGAAUUCUCUCUUUUGUAAUACAUACUAAUCUUAUCAUUGAUGGUCAACCAUAUGAUUUAAGUGGUGGAGAUUAUUUUUCUUUUC
This is a messenger RNA of Lotus japonicus, 1791 nucleotides long. RefSeq lists its product as uncharacterized. The transcript is spliced from 4 exons. NCBI's taxonomy places the organism in Eukaryota, Viridiplantae, Streptophyta, Magnoliopsida, Fabales, Fabaceae. Gene Ontology annotation, cellular component: cytoplasm; TRAPP complex; nucleus. Gene Ontology annotation, biological process: endoplasmic reticulum to Golgi vesicle-mediated transport. The coding region runs from base 10 to 459 and encodes 149 amino acids. The record is from RefSeq and is a predicted model, not a curated record.